Coregonus clupeaformis (lake whitefish) is the source of this 813-nucleotide messenger RNA. RefSeq names its product alpha-crystallin B chain. Gene Ontology annotation, molecular function: protein folding chaperone. Gene Ontology annotation, biological process: response to heat; protein refolding. The record is from RefSeq and is a predicted model, not a curated record. The transcript is spliced from 4 exons. Lineage: Eukaryota; Metazoa; Chordata; Actinopteri; Salmoniformes; Salmonidae. Bases 127 to 576 code for a protein of 149 amino acids.
UAACUGGCACGUCCACAGUUUAUGCCACAGAAAAGGGCACAGAGUCACAGACACACGGACGCAGCAAUCCAUCCUUUUGGCAGUCAGAACCUAAUAGGACUUGCAGGCAUCUCAUAACGACGCGAAAUGGACUUCGAUCUGCCACCCACUUUUCCAGCCAGCGGUAUCGCAUGGGAGAGGGUCCUGCCGCCUCUUCUUCCAGGGCUGAACGGGACAUUCGGGCUGUACUCAUUCACGCCGUCGGAGCUGCUCACCCCAGUGACGGAGCACACUGGCUCUGCACAAGUGUGUUGUGACCACAGUGGAUUCACAGUUCAGGUUGAUGUGAAACACUUCAACCCAGAGGAGCUGAUGGUCAAGGUGACAGGAGACUUUGUGGAGGUCCAAGGGAAACACAAAGAGAAAAAAGAUGGGUCGGGGCUGGUGACGCGUCAGUUCAUCCGCCGCUACAGGAUUCCAGAGGGAGUGGACUCCAUGGCUCUGGAGUCGGCUGUGUCACCUGAAGGCAUCCUCAUCAUAUCUGCCCCUAUGCUUCAGGGGGAGAACUCAAGACACCUGUCCCACUCAGAACCAUGAGCAUACACGCCGUAGGAACAAACACUUCAUAGGAACUCACACACACAAUCCAUAGGAACCAGUGUUGGGGAGUAGUAAACUACAUGUAGUUCAACUAGUAAUAUAACUACAUUUUGCAAUAGCUUGGUGGCAGUUCAAAUCUUGGUAGUAAUUAACUACUUUUUUUGCCAUGUGGUGUAGCUAACUACUGGAACUACACUACUUUUUUUUUCAAAUAGAAAAUAAAAUAUGGGUGAA